Molecule: messenger RNA, 2571 nt
Organism: Pungitius pungitius (ninespine stickleback)
Lineage: Eukaryota; Metazoa; Chordata; Actinopteri; Perciformes; Gasterosteidae
Gene: smad5
Product: SMAD family member 5
Exons: 8
Coding region: 1072-2493 (473 amino acids)
Biological process (GO): anatomical structure morphogenesis; SMAD protein signal transduction; transforming growth factor beta receptor signaling pathway
Cellular component (GO): heteromeric SMAD protein complex
Molecular function (GO): RNA polymerase II cis-regulatory region sequence-specific DNA binding; I-SMAD binding; DNA-binding transcription factor activity, RNA polymerase II-specific
Source: RefSeq, a predicted model, not a curated record
UUCGGAUGAAGUUGGCCAUUUAAUGGACGGCUUUUGUAGAUGCAAAAUCGAACUACCGGUUCAUAGGCUAGUACGUUUUAGGCAAUAAGAAGCCAAAUGGCCUUCAGUUGUAACGCCAAAGCGAGCACUAGUUUGUCAGCGAUGCGGAGGGAUACGCACUGCGCCUCCCCAGUCUACUUGUGUCCAGGAUUCUGGAGGACAUGGAACGGGGAGGCGGAGGGAAGAAACGGUGGAAAACGAAAGAAAAUCUGUAAGAGUAGGAACUUCAGCCUAAGAGUAACGCGAAAACCCACUGGCGAUGGCCCAUGCGUCCUAAGAGAACAAUGAGCAGUGGAAGUGGGUGCAGUGCUGUCGGACAGCUGUGCGCUGGAAGGGAGGGAUCGGGGCAGAGAUGGGAUGAGGGAGGAAGCCGCUCUCUUGUGGUCACAUCCUUUCUGACUGAGGCCAGUUUCACAAGCCCCCCCAAACAGCUGCUGCCGGCUGCAUGUGUUCCACUGUCUGCGUGGUGUGGGCAGACGUGUCGGAUAUCCCAGCGUUUUGUUGGCGUAGCUGUGCAUCAAGGCAGACACGAAAGCCAGUGGCGUUAGAAACACGGAGUGUGCGCCGGUCGGCGGAGACGAUCCGGAGAGGAGCCCGGAGUUGUUGGUGAGCUGCAGUUGCCUCGCACCGGUGAGACCUGCUGCAGCGUGUCACUUCGACAGAGGUCCUGAUCUCCGUUCCCACAGGCAGCCCACGCCCCCACCCCCCUUCCCUCCAUCAGUGUUGGUGACCCAGCUCUGGACCGCUUGCUGCAGGGCCCUUCCUGAGCAGCAGCAGCUGCGUCCUGCUUGCUGACUCCCCUCCCUCCCCUGCUUCCUGUCCUUGGUCAGACAAGGCUAAAGCCUCCUCUCCCCUAACCCACCCCUCAUCUUUUUUACACACACACACACACACACUUGGGUGUUUUCUUGUUGACCACGCAUUCCCACACUGCUUUAGACUACGAGUAGUGAAUUGACCCUCACCCCACGCCCCCUGUAGUGGCCCCCCACUACACAGGUUCUCCCUUUCACCUCCACCACAGCAUCUAGCAUGACCUCCAUGUCCAGUCUCUUCUCCUUCACAAGCCCAGCAGUGAAACGCCUGCUCGGCUGGAAGCAGGGAGAUGAGGAGGAGAAAUGGGCCGAGAAGGCGGUGGAUGCGCUGGUGAAAAAGCUGAAGAAGAAGAAGGGGGCCAUGGAGGACCUGGAGAAGGCUCUGAGUUGCCCCGGGCAGCCCAGCAAGUGUGUAACCAUCCCACGGUCACUGGACGGCCGGCUGCAGGUCUCUCACAGGAAAGGUCUGCCUCACGUCAUCUACUGCAGAGUGUGGCGCUGGCCGGACCUCCAGUCCCACCACGAGCUCAAGCCCCUGGAGGUGUGCGAGUACCCGUUUGGCUCCAAGCAGAAGGAGGUCUGCAUCAACCCGUACCACUACAAGCGAGUGGAGAGUCCUGUGCUCCCUCCAGUCCUGGUACCGCGGCACAGCGAGUUCAACCCUCAGCAUAGCUUGCUGGUACAGUUCCGCAACCUCACCCACAACGAGCCGCACAUGCCCCUGAACGCCACCUUUCCAGAGUCCUUCCAGCAGCCGCACAGUGGUGGUGGCACCGCGGGUGGAGGUGGUGGAGGCGGUUCUUUCCCCAUCUCUCCAAACUCUCCGUUUCCCUCUUCACCAGCCAGCAGCGGUACUUAUCCAAACUCCCCCGCCAGCUCGGGGCCCUCCAGUCCAUUCCAGCUCCCAGCUGACACCCCACCCCCAGCCUAUAUGCCCCCUGACGAGCAGCUGGGUCAGGAGAGCCAGUCCAUGGAAACCAGCAGCACCCUGGUGCCUCCGAAUGUAGCCAGAGGAGACGUGCAGCCGGUGGAGUACGAGGAGCCGAGCCACUGGUGCUCCAUCGUCUACUAUGAACUCAACAACCGCGUGGGCGAGGCCUACCACGCCUCGUCAACCAGCGUGCUGGUGGACGGCUUCACUGACCCCUCCAACAACAAGAACCGCUUCUGCCUCGGGCUGCUGUCCAACGUCAACCGCAACUCCACCAUUGAGAACACGCGCAGGCACAUUGGCAAAGGGGUGCACCUGUACUACGUGGGUGGGGAGGUAUACGCCGAGUGCCUCAGCGACACCAGCAUUUUCGUCCAGAGCCGUAACUGCAAUUACCACCACGGCUUCCACCCGACCACCGUGUGCAAGAUCCCCAGCGGCUGCAGCCUCAAGAUCUUCAACAACCAGGAGUUCGCCCAGCUCCUGGCCCAGUCGGUCAACCACGGCUUCGAGGCUGUGUACGAGCUCACCAAGAUGUGCACGAUCAGGAUGAGCUUCGUCAAGGGCUGGGGAGCAGAGUAUCACCGACAGGACGUCACCAGCACCCCCUGCUGGAUCGAGGUGCACCUGCAUGGGCCCCUCCAGUGGCUGGACAAGGUGCUCACACAGAUGGGGUCGCCGCUCAAUCCGAUCUCCUCUGUGUCCUAAUGAUGGACUCGUGGGAGCUUUCAGAGAUCCCUUCUACAAUGUGUUUUUUUUUUUUUUUUUUUUGUAUAUAUAUUUUUU